This is a messenger RNA of Wyeomyia smithii (pitcher-plant mosquito), 1077 nucleotides long. RefSeq lists its product as uncharacterized. Gene Ontology annotation, biological process: DNA integration. The coding region runs from base 1 to 1077 and encodes 358 amino acids. Lineage: Eukaryota; Metazoa; Arthropoda; Insecta; Diptera; Culicidae. The record is from RefSeq and is a predicted model, not a curated record. Gene Ontology annotation, molecular function: nucleic acid binding. The transcript is spliced from 2 exons.
AUGGCUAUUAGGAGGUUCGUGACGCGCAGAGGGUCACCGGAGACAUUUUUCUCCGACCACGGAGCCAACUUCGUCGGGGCAAACAAUCUUCUGCGCGAACAACUCCGUGGAAUUUAUGAUCGCUGUGCCGUGACAUUCAGCAACUCAGCCCCACAAUGGUUAUUCAAUCCACCACUUGCGCCUCACAUUGGAGGACCCUGGGAGCGCUUGGUCAGAUCAGUCAAGACGGCAAUGGCCGCAAUUGCAGAUCACCCACACCACCCCAGUGAUGAAGUUCUUGAAACCGUAAUACUCGAAGCUGAGUCAGUAGUCAACUCGAGACCACUCACUUACAUUCUGCUAGAGCACACUGAGCAAGAGACGCUUACGCCCAACCACUUCCUGCUUUACGGUACGAAAGGUAUCAAUCAACCGCUUCGGGACCAGAUCGAAAGCACCGGGACGCUGAGAGAUAGCUGGAAAUUGGCGCAGCAUCUGGUGGACACAUUCUGGAGUCGCUGGAUUCGCGAAUAUUUGCCAACUCUAACAAGGCGUACAAAAUGGUUUCAACCAAUAAAGCCGAUUAAACCUGGGGAUCUGGUGAUGAUAGUUGACGGAGGAAAACGGAACGGAUGGAUAAGAGGGCGUGACAUAAACGUCGUAAAGGCAAAAGAUGGGCAAGUUAGGCGGGCGUUGGUGUACUCGAAUAGAGGAACUGUAAACCGACCUGUCACUAAGCUGGCUUUGUUAGACGUUCAGUCGGCUUCGGAAGAACCGGAAGUGGAUGUCUCGGGCGUACCGGAACUACACGGGCGGGGGGAUGUUGCCGAACCCACUGUGCAGUCGUCACCGGUUGUCAGUGAGUCCCGCCCAAGCCGGGAAGCGUAUGAACUCGGGCGCGACGGGCGAGCGAGCACACCGCCCGCGCGAGCGGAUGAACGGGCGGCCCACACCACCACACGGCCGAACGCCCCGGAGUGCAUUGAAGCGCCAGCAGAUCCACGGCGCGACACCCACACGAACUGGGAGCACGCGCAGACCCGCGACCCGGUAGCCCGAUUCAUCCCAUCAAUCCUUAUCCUGAAGUUACGGAUCUAA